UGGGAGCAGCGCCCAUAAUAAUACGUUCCAAAUCAAGCCAUUGAGUAUUGUUGGCAUUGAUACGUCAGUUUACUCCACGAAUGAUGGAAAAACAAGUUAAAUUGAAACAAUUUUGAUUGGAAGAAGCGACCAAAAAGAUAAAUAAUGAGUGCGCUCAAAGAAUAUAAGGGCUCGCGCUAUAUUGCAGAGAAACAAGUACUCGUUAUCGAUGUGGGACAUGCAUACACCAAGUUUGGAUUCGUCUCCGAAGCUGCCCCACGGGGAAUUGUGAGGUCUGAAAUCAAAUGCCCUAAUACAGAUACAAUUCGAAAUAUUUUUAGCUAUAAGGACCAAAAUGAUUUAUACGAGUUGCUGGUGGAAUUUUUACACAGCAUAUUCUUCAAGAGAAUAAUGAUCAGUGCAAAAGAUAUAAAAGUAGUUAAUGUUGAAUCUCCACUGGUCACCACAGAAUUCAGGAAUAUUUUAACAAAAGUAUUAUUUAGGCAUUUUGAAGUUGGUGCAAUUAUGUUUUUACCAACUCAUCUGGUAACCACUUGUACUUUAGCAUGCCAAACAGUAUUGGUAUUAGAUGUUGGCUACGAAGAAGCAAGUGUCAUUCCUAUAUACGAGGGUGUACCUAUUUUGAAAGCAUGGCAAGCUCUUCCUUUAGGGGCAAAAGCAGUCCACAAAACAAUAAUGAAAGCUAUGCAAGAAAUUUUAACAGAAGAAGAAUGUACAGAAAAACUAAUUGAAGACAUCAAAGUGAGAACUUGUUUCGUAACUACAAUGGAACGAUCAGCUAAAUUACUAACAGAUAAUCCUCCAACUCCUCCACCAAAUGUAAAAUAUUUUACAAAAAGAUCUCUUGAAAUUCCUGGUACUGUAAGAGAAUCAGCUUUUGAAAAGUUAUGGGAAAGAGAUCUUGAUAAUCUUAGCAUACCUACCAUGAUUUUAGAUUCCAUAAUAAAAUGUCCAAUUGAUGCAAGAAAACCAUUAGCUGAAAACAUUUUAUUAAUUGGUGGAACAGUCAUGACCACAGGCUUUAUAACUAGAUUAAAAUCUGAAUUGGAGAAUAUAGUUAAUAGUGAACCAUACUCGGAAAAAUUAACUCUCAGAAAAUUCAAAUUUCAUACUGCACCAAGUAAACCUAACUAUACUGCUUGGCUUGGUGGUGCGAUUUUUGGAAUAGCUGCUGAUUUACCCUCACGAUGCCUUUCUAAAGAAGCUUAUCUUGAGACCAAUCAUGUGCCUGACUGGGUUUGUUUGAUAGAUAAUAGAAAAGAUGAUGGUGAAAACAUUGAAUAUUAAAUUUACUCAAAACUUUUUGUUAUUUUAUCUAUUAUAAGCAAUUUAU
This is a messenger RNA of Trichogramma pretiosum, 1333 nucleotides long. RefSeq names its product actin-related protein 10 (gene Arp10). The record is from RefSeq and is a predicted model, not a curated record. Gene Ontology annotation, biological process: retrograde axonal transport of mitochondrion. Bases 145 to 1287 code for a protein of 380 amino acids. The transcript is spliced from 5 exons. Lineage: Eukaryota; Metazoa; Arthropoda; Insecta; Hymenoptera; Trichogrammatidae.